Messenger RNA from Anthostomella pinea, 2793 nucleotides. NCBI's taxonomy places the organism in Eukaryota, Fungi, Ascomycota, Sordariomycetes, Xylariales, Xylariaceae. The record is from the annotation of a GenBank genome assembly.
AUGGCGACCGAAGAGCCUCAGAGGCUAGCGUCAGAUCACAAGCCUACUAGUCCUACACCCAUUGAAGAGAUGGCGGUUGGUGAGCCUGUCACAAGGCCUGUCAAUGGACAUGCGAAGUCAGAAGAAGUCCCAACCCAGUCCAUCGACACGCCUCUUGUGAAUGGCGAGACCAAAUCACCGAACCCGACAUCAGAGAACGCGAAGGGCCUACAGAAUCAACAGGCAUUUGCAGCGAACAGCAAUCUGCCUGAACAGACCUCAACCCAGCCAUUAUCGGAUGCGCCAACUGGGGACGACAGUGAGAUGGUUGACGUUAAUGGGGCUUCGACAAUUGAGAAGGCUCCAUCAGUGUCUGCAGAACUCAGCAACGAGGUAUCUGGCGAAUCUGUGCCUGAUGCCGUAAAGUCGACCCCAGAUACGUCUGCCACCAAGGAAGAGCCUAGCGAGACCCUGCCAGUCUCUGUGGCGCCUACAGAUUCGAUGGACGUCGAUGCCUCGGUCGAGCUUCCGGAUGUAACCUCCAGUGCCGAACGCGGCGAAAGCACGCAGGACACAUUUGCUGCGGGCGACGGGCAAAGCGCUACAUCUCCCAAAGCCUCGAGCCAACAACCUGCCGACCUCUCCAAACUCGAUAUCAAGGCCAAUGAAGAGACUGCGCCUACGGAAACUGACGUCUCCAUGGCUGACCGUCCUGCUUCUCCCACUAAGAAUGCCCGUGAACGCGAAGACGAUGAUCCCGAGGAACGUGCUGCAAAGCGAGCAAAGACCGAGGAGCCGACUGAAAAGGUAGCCGAUUCACUAGUUGUUGCGAGUGGUUUCUCCCCAGCUCAGCCAACAGCAGCGGCACAAUCCUCUGAAGCUACCGUUCCGGACAGCCAGGUCAUCACGUUGUUUCAAAGCAAGCAAUUGAGGCAGGGAUUAGCCACCAUUAAGAAGACCAAAAACGGUGCCAAUUUCCGACAGUCGGUGGAGAGGCUGUGGCCCACCCUGUGGAACGAUUACAAGGCGAGAGUUGACACACCUGUCGACAUCUCCCUAUUUGAGUCCAAGCUCCGCGAAGACAAGUACGCAAACUAUGGGGAUUUCAAAGCGGACGUUCAGAAGCUAUAUGAGAAUGCGCUUGCUUUCAACGGCCCGGACCAUCAGGUUACCAACGCCGCAGCUAGUGUGCGGGACCAGAUCUUCCUUCGCUUGCCAGGCGUUGCCAGGUCUCAAGAGCCCUCGAAACCCGAGAAAGGAAAGGCUCAAUCCACUCGGCACGCAGAGCCUCGGGGGGUGGCUCGCCCUAGACAGCCGUCACAACCUCGGGCUCUUGCGACGGCAACGAGCCCCAAGCCGAAACCGGAGGCUCCUGUGCAGACUGCGCCUCCUGCGGCAGCUUCUACCACAUCACCGGCUUUUGCGGUUCCGCCUAGUGGCAUACCUCAGAUUCGACGCGAUUCGACGCGUGGAGAUAGUGAUAGACCGAAGCGGCCCAUCCAUCCGCCCAAAAGUCGCGACCUGGACUACUCCUCCAAACCGAAUAGCAAGAAAAAGUUGGAACCUGAGCAGCGCUUUUUCAAGGAGGUUUUGGAAGAGUUGAAGAAGCCCAAGUACGCUACAUUGACUGUUUGGUUCAAUGAGCCGGUCGACCCCGUCGCAUUGGACAUUCCAAGCUAUUUCAAAGUCAUCAAGAAGCCAAUGGAUCUCGGUACCAUGUAUCAGAAAACUGUCAAUGGCGAAUACAAAACUUCGAGGGAUCUUGAGAAAGACAUGAAGCUGAUGGCGAGCAACGCUGAAACAUUCAACGGAUCGGACCACCUAGCUUCGGUGUCGGGGAAGGAGUUAGUGUCCAUUCUCAAACAGGAGCUUGCCCAGAAGGACAGGUGGAUGGAGAAGCACACUCGACAUGAGGCAGCUUCAACGACUAAUGCAACGGCCCAUAGUCCGGACCGGAGUCUGGUCGAAUCUGAGGAAGAAAGUGAAGCUGAAGCCGACGAAGAUGACGGCAAUGAAGCAAUUCGCAAUCUUCAAGAACGGAUGAAGGAGGAACAGGUCAAACUCGACGUCUUGCUGGGUUCUAAAAAGCCGGAUUUGAUGAUGAUCGAGAUACAGCAAUCAAUGGUCACCAUGAUCCAACGGAAGCUUGUUGAAGAAAAGACCAAGUUCAACAGCGAGGACAGGAAGCCAAAAGCAAAGAAGAAGAACAGCAACGCAAAGAGCAAACCCAAGCCUGGGGCCAGUGGAGCAGCAGGUGGCGUCAGCAAGAAAUUGUCGUCGAACAACGCAGCAGCUUCGAAGAAAGCCCCCAGCAACCAUAAGAAGGCAGCUCCAAAGAAGCGUGUCAUUGGACCGCUGGAGAAGGCAGUGAUUGCCGAUGGUAUUAACGAGCUUGACGGCAUGCUUCUCACCAAGGCUGUCGAGCUCAUAAAGCGUGAUACUGGUCAGAAUGAGAACGACGAUGGCGAAAUGGAACUGGACAUAGAUGCUCUCAGUUCCGACGCGCUCGUAAAACUCUAUGACCUAAUUCACAAGGCGAUGCCGUCUAUCCGAGCUGAAGUAGAGCAGAGACCUGAGUACGCUACUGCCGUGGCUCCUGAUCCCGAACCCAAGGCAAAGGCCAGCGCUCUACCCAAGUCCAAGAAGAACAAGCCCAUGAACAAGCAUGAGCAAGAACGAAAGAUAGAGCAGCUCCGUGAACUGAAGGCUCAGCUGCAACGACAUGGUAGUGGCAGCCAGGAGCCGAUGCCGGCCGAUGCUGAGGAUCCCCCGGCAGCGGAGACCAGUGAGGAGAGUGAUUCCGAGGAGGAGUGA